Messenger RNA from Peronospora matthiolae, 732 nucleotides. The record is from the annotation of a GenBank genome assembly. Lineage: Eukaryota; Oomycota; Peronosporomycetes; Peronosporales; Peronosporaceae.
AUGACUGAUUAUAAGGAAGAACAGGCGAUGGAAGUGGAAGCCCUGGAGUCAAUUUACAUGGACGACUUUACCAAGCUGUCCCAGGCGCCGUUGAUCUAUCAAGUGCAUGUGAUGCCCAACCAGGAUGGCGAGAAUAACUUUGUGUCAUUGUUGCUCAAGGCUGAGAUAUCAGAGACGUACCCGGAUGCGAUACCAAAGCUUGAGAUCGUCGUCAAGAAGGGCUUGGCGGACAGACAAGUUAAAGAGAUUAAGGAGUUGUUGGAUCAGCAGAUUGAAGAGAACAUGGGUAUGGCCAUGAUGUACACGCUUUCAGAGGCAGUGCGGGAUUAUUUAGUCGAAAACAACCGCGAGGGCAAUGACGGAUCGGAGCACCAGGAGAUGUUACGUCGGAUGGAACAAAAGAAGAAGACAGAGGAGAAGGUGGAGGCGACUAAACUUGAGCAGGCAAUUGUAGACGAAGAGAACAACCAGCGCGAAGUUCACGGCACACCCGUGACAGUUGAGACGUUCGCUAUUUGGAAGGAGAGGUUUAACGCUGAGAUGCAGAGCACGAAGAAAGUCUCACUAAAAGAUGAGGCUACUGCGAAGCUUACAGGUCGUCAAUUGUGGCAAACCGGUUUGGUCACCGAGGAAGAGGAGACCGAGGAAGCAGAAAAUGAGGUCGAGUGCGAGGAUGCUGCUGGUGAUGAUGACGGAGCACAGCAACUAGACCAUAACGGGACAUCUACAUAG